AUGAGUGUUAAUUAUAAUAAUAUUAUAUUUGUAAUAAAGGUGCUUUAGAAAUUGGUUAUAAUUCAAAACAAGUAAGUAAGUUAUCAUAUGAUAGAAUUAAGAUUAGAGGUUGGCUAAAAACAGGUUUUAGCUAAAAAAAAUUUAUUUAUGACAUUCUUUACAAUUUUUUUAUCAAAGAUUUAAUUAAAAUGAAUAUUUUGUUUUUUUUGAAUGUCUUAUUUAAAAGCUAAGCAAUUGAAUCAACUCUGCAAACAAAGAUAUAUAAUUUUCCUAUGGAAGUGGGCUAAUCUAAUACUAUUUAUUUGUAAGAGUACACGCCAGAAAUCUUUUAGGCUCCAUUUUAUUAAAUAAGAAAAAAUGAAUUGAAUAUAACUCUCCUUCAAUCAAUAUCCUAAAUCUAUUAUUAAACACUAAUUCCAAGUAUAUUCAAUUACUAAUAUAGAUGAAUUAAUAUAAUUGGGAUCUAAUUAUAUAAUUUAAUCAGAACUCUUUUCAAAUAAUUUUUGGAUUUAUACUUAAAAAUAAACUCUACUGUAGGGAACAAUCGAGAAUAAUGGAGAAUUUUAAUUAACUUAAUUAAAUAUGAAAUUUAAAAGUAAUAAAAUAUAAUUAAUUAGAUUGCUUCUACCUAAAUUUAAUUUCUAAUAAUUUUGGGAUGCUGAGCUGCAUUAAUAAUGGAGUUUUAUAAUUUAAUUUGAUAAAUUCGACAAGCAAGGAAAAUACUAAUUACCUUACAAAUUAUACCUUUAUAAAUUUAUAUACUAAUCCAAGUAGUUAUAUUAGGAUUUAAAAUACUUCAAGUUUUACAAUCUAAGUUGUUUAUACUACAACAUAAAAUGCAGUGAUUGCCUUCUUUAUUUAUAAUAAUAACAAUAUAUACUUUUAAAACUAACUUAUUUUUAAUGGUAAUUAUACUUAGGCCAUCUUAUCACAAAAUUUCAACUACUUCUUUUUAAUGAAUAGUUAAUUUGUAUAUUUAGUUAACUUAGAAACUACAGAGAAAGUGAUUCAAAAAGUAAUUGAUCAUAGUAGUUUAAAUUCAUAAAAUUAAUAACCUUUUACAUAAAUGGCCAUAUUACAAAUUACUAACAAUACAUUUCAUAUUGUAAUCUUACAAAACUUAAUGCUUACAUCUUUUUAACUUGAAAUACACUUUAUAUAAUAGUUUAUCAAUAUGCGUACAUUUAUUUUAAAUGAAUAUCAACAAAUAAAAAAAAUUGAAGUAACAAUAGCCAAUAUCUAUAUUAUUACUAAUUAAUUUAUAUUAAAACUAUAAUGUAAAAGUUCAAUUAUGGCUACAAAUUAUUAUUAACUCAAAGAAGGGACAUUUGGACUUAUUUAAUUAUUAAGAGAGAUUGUUAUUGUUUAAGAAUAUGUUAAGGGUUAGUCUAUUUUAUCAACUUAUUUGCUCAGUCAACCUUAAAUAUUAAUUUCUGAAAAUGAGUCCUAAUUGAUAUAAAAUUAUAAUGAACCAAUAUUACUUGAUAUUUUAGUUAAUUCUUAAUCGAUUACAUAAUCAGCUUAAUAUGUUUUUAAAUUGUAAAUCUAUCAAGUAAAUAUAACAUUGCACUAAUGUCCUCUCUUAUAUGAAUAACAAAUGGAUAACCUAUUUCUAAAAUAUCCUGAAUAAUUAAUAAUACCUAAAAAUAAAAUAUUCUUAGGACCUAAUUUGACAGUUUCAAUGACUUCAAACAAUAGUUAAUAUCUAUACGUUGGAGUACCUGUAAUAUCUUAUGGAUUGUGGACGAUCCAAAAAGCCAUUUAUUUAGUCAUUUGUGCUUGGAUUCAAUCUAUUGAAAUUUAUUGUACUUAAUAUUAAAAUUAGACAAUUCAAAUUUCACUUUGGAAUCCCUAUUUUAAUGGAUAAUCCUUUUUCGUUAAUUCUACUUAAAAUAUAACUCAUUGCUAAUGUUUUUAAUCUAUUUCAGAAAUUCAAGUGUUACUUUAAUUUAAUUAAACUAUUUCUAUUUAAAAAUUCAACCAUUAAUUAAAUCCUGAUGGAGAUAUGAUUUAAUUUAAUUACACAGUUCCAAUAUUAAGCUCUGUAAUCUUAUAGAAAACAUUGUUUGUUAUAACAAAUGACGGUAAUUUAAUUGCUAAUUCUUUAAAUAAUUAACAACCUGUAUUUACAAUAUCCAGCUAUUAAUUUAAUUGCAUUUACAUAAAUUAAAUUGACUAUCCAAAUUUCUUAUUUAUAGAUAAUGUUUAUGAGUUAAUAAUUCUAUCCUAUAAUGGAUAGAAAUCAUAUGAACUUGUGAAUUCAAUUGAAUAUCCUCUCUUUUCUUAUUAAAAUAUUUCUUUUGGCAUAUUACGUGAUGGAAUAUUUAUGGCUUUUAGCAAUUAGUCUAAUAGUUUUCUAUAUUUUUAUCCUAGUCUAAAUAUCUUUAUACAGAAUACAAUAUAAAACUAUUAUUAGAUUAGCCUCUAAGGAUUUUAAUUCUAUAAAAAUCCAAAAAUUUUAAGUACUUUUACUUCAAAUAAUUUCUAUCUUUUAUUUUAGCUUUAACAGAAUGCUUAUUUAGCUAGAUAUUAAGCAAGUGGUUCCUAAUUUACAACAUUAUCCUAUUUUUAAUUUUUCUUUCAUUUGACUAAUUCUAUUUAGUUUUUACAGAUGAGUUCUAUUUCUUGGUAUUAACUUCAAUAAGAGAUAAAUAUUGUAUAAUUUUUUACAAGCUCCUAAGUAUCUAUAAAUCAUACUUUUCUUAAUUUUGACUUUGAAUUCACUACACAUUAUACCUACAAUCAAUUAAUGGUUUCAGUCGAUCUAAAUUAUUCAGCAUCCAAUUAAAAUUGUACUUAUUUUCAAAACUAAGAUGCAAUUAUUGAAUAUGAUAUGAAUAUUUUAUUAGCAAAAGACUUUAAUGAAGCUUAAGUAUAUAAAAUUUAAGAUAAGUCUUAAAUUAUAAUUGAUCCAAAAGAAUUGUUUAUUGGAAAUAUAUAAAAUUACACAGUAAGUUGUGAUACAUGCAAUUAAUUUGAAUAUAUUUAACCUAUAUCCAUGGAAAAUACUUCUACGAUAAAUGCCUCCUUUUAAGCUGUUUUAGAUUAUUAAGGUUUAGUAUAUCUUUAAGAUAAUAUUAGUUUAUAUUAAUUACAACCUAAAGCAAAAUUAAAUCAAUACAUAAAACUAUAUGAUUUUUCAGUAUAAAACAACACAUAUUGUGAAGUACUUUUUAUUGAUAUGGUAUCCUAAUUUCCUGUUUCUAUAUGUUCACCUUCCUAAACAACAAUUUAUGCAUAUAAUAUCACUUCUCAGCAGGUUAUUAUGCAUAAUUUUUCAGAAGUUAGUCAGUAUUUCACUUCACAAUACAAUAAUGGUAUUCUUCAAGUUUUUACAAAAAUCUCUUACAAGCUUACCUUUACAUUAAAUUAUUUUGUAUUUUAUUUUUGGAUACAAAAUAAUACAAUAAACGUUUAAUAAAUAUUUAACUCUAAUGGGGUUUGCCAAUAUUCUUUCAUUAAUUAUGUCUAUUUAAGCAUGUCACUAAAUUUUACUGCCUAACCAUGUUAAACAUUUGGAUUUAUAGCAACAUAUAUAUCAGGCGCUAAAAAUAAUUAAAUGUUUCUAUUAUAGACCUGUAUACCUUAAAAUAUAAGCAUAAAUUUCGGUUUCUAACCUAAUUAAACUACUGUAUCUGGAAAUAUUUAUUUUUAAGUUUCAUCAUGGAAUUUAAAACAAACAUAACCAAUUACUUGGCAAUUUCAAGGAACUGGUACCAUGCAGUUAGGUUCUCCAAAAUAACUGUCUGAAGAUCUUAUUGAAAUCAAAUUAAUUGUUCCUUAUCCUGAUAAUGUGAAUUUAUAUCCAGUAUUAUUUAAUUUAACCAAUGGAGAACUCAUUGCAUUUUUAGAAACACAAAUUUUCUACUUAGCUUGUAAUUAUAGCUUAUCUUCAUAUGCUGUUUUAAUUGGAACGCCUGGAAUGUUUAUGAUAACAAAUUUCUAAAUAGAUGGAUACUAUAGUCCCUAAAUUUAUUCAUAUGAAAAUUUACAAUUUUAAUUGAAUAACACUUUAAAAAAAAAUGUUAUUGGAAUCGCAGGGUUUGAGAUGAUUUAAAUUAAUCCUAAAGGUGCUUAUUUUUCUCUUUUAAAUGGUAACUAUUAUGUUCUAGUUAAUUCCACACUUUCUUAAAUUUUCUAUGUUUAGAAUUAUCUGACACUCAACAUUGAUUUAACUGGAAUUUAACAAUCAACUAUUGAAAUUUAAAUUAACAAUCCAUAAAGUUAAUCUAUGCAAAAACUAUUUAUUAUCAACGAAAAGUAUUAGACUGACAAAUAUUAAAAUUAAGGUAAGUUCACUUUGCUUAUUGUAAUAUUAUCUAUAUUAGUAUUUAUAAUAUUAUUGGUAAUAUGGUAUUGUUUCAAAACAAGAAAAGGAUAAAAUUUCAAAUCAAAUAGUUUUGAAUUGAUGGAUACUUGA
Molecule: messenger RNA, 4420 nt
Organism: Paramecium sonneborni
Lineage: Eukaryota; Ciliophora; Oligohymenophorea; Peniculida; Parameciidae
Source: the annotation of a GenBank genome assembly